Molecule: messenger RNA, 1398 nt
Organism: Saccostrea echinata
Lineage: Eukaryota; Metazoa; Mollusca; Bivalvia; Ostreida; Ostreidae
Product: tRNA N6-adenosine threonylcarbamoyltransferase, mitochondrial-like
Exons: 10
Coding region: 9-1259 (416 amino acids)
Biological process (GO): tRNA threonylcarbamoyladenosine modification
Cellular component (GO): mitochondrion
Source: RefSeq, a predicted model, not a curated record
CCAAAAUAAUGGUUAUUUUUAGGAAAUUAUCUUACUCGAUAAAUCGCACGCUGUUACAAAAUGUGAGACGAGGGAUAACUUCAUCUUUUAGUCGGCCAAAUCACCAAUGGGUUAAACCGAAAGUAGUCCUUGGUAUCGAAACAAGUUGUGAUGACACAGGUGCAGCAGUUGUUGAUACGGACGGUCAAAUUCUUGGAGAGUCUUUAUAUUCUCAAUCUAACAUACACAUAAAAUCUGGGGGAAUUAAUCCCCGUACAGCCCAGUCCUUACAUAGAGAGCAAAUAGAAAAUGUGGUGAAUACAGCCUUAAAAAGAUCAGGAAAAUCAUUGCAGGAAUUAGAUGCGAUAGCUGUCACUGUAGAACCAGGCUUGUCCAUCUGUUUGGGGGUUGGAGUGGGUUAUGCCAAGGAGCUGGUGGCACAGAGUGGGUUACCCAUGAUCCCCAUACACCAUAUGCAGGCUCACGCUUUGACUGCUAGAAUGUUGGAAAAUAUCGAGUUUCCUUUCCUUGUAUUGUUGAUAAGUGGCGGACAUUGCAUCCUUACUGUGGCACAAGAUGUCAAUCGCUUCCUGAUGAUUGGGAAUGGCCUUGACACCUCACCUGGCGACUGUCUAGAAAAGGUUGCUAGGAAACUGAAUUUAAAGUCCCUGCCUCAGUGUGAGAACCUGAAUGGGGGUGCUGCAAUAGAACUCUUGACAAAGGGAGGUGACCCCCAUAAGAUUCCCUUUUCUGUUGCCGUACUUAAGCAGCCAAGCUGUAAUUUCUCCUUUUCUGGGCUACGCAGUCAAGGAGAGCAUGUGAUUGAAUUGCAACGAAAAGAGGAAGGAAUCUCUGAAGAUGAAGUGAUCAGUGAUGUGACAGAUUUUUGUGCCUCCUUGCAGUACUGUAUUGCCUUUCAGAUCUGUCGCAGACUUCAAAGAGCUUUCAUCUAUUGCCAAAUGAAAGAUUUAUUGCCAAGUAAUCCCACACUUGUUGUAUCAGGGGGUGUGGCUAGCAACCAGUACAUAAGAAAAUGUCUACAGCAGGUGUGUGGUGAAAAUUCUGCCAGACUAAUCUGUCCCCCUCCAAAGCUUUGUACAGACAAUGGCAUCAUGAUUGCAUGGAAUGGGGUUGAGAAACUCAAAGUUGGACAAGGGAUUUCAAAAGAUCCACAGUCAGAGUCAUACAGAGCUAGGAGUCUAAUAGGAGAAGACAUAACAGAAAAUGUGACAAGACUUGGACUGAAAAUCCCUCCCCUCAAACUAAAGAUUCAGCCAUGACUUUUUGUUUUCAUGUUUGCAGAGGUUUUGAGAAAAAAGUGUAAGGCACGGCCAGUGGAAUUUUCUUUCCAAAGUGAAGAUUCAAGGAUGAAGGACUGACUAAAACUUGUACAUUAAAUUUAUAUUAUGAUAUAUGUCA